AUGAUAAUUAUAAAUAAUAAUAUAUGUGAUAAACCUUUACUUAAAUAUUUCUUAAAGGAACUUCAAAAAUAUAUCGAUGUCAUUACAAAUAUACAUUCUAGCUUAAAACUUAUCCAAAAGAUAGGGAUCGAUGAGAUCAAGGAAUCACGUUUUAAUAAACAAAUAAUUACACCCUUAAAAGGAAACAAAGUGCCUCAAUUCUGGGAAAUACCUCCAUAUAUGAUAUCAUCAAAGUUUUGUGAUUCGAUCUUUAAUACAAUUUAUGAAAAAUCAAAUAGUUUAUUGGAAUUAUUUAGAAAUUUCAAUGAAGUUGAAAACUUAUCUCCUAACAAUAUUAAAAUUUCAUUAUUUGAAAAGCCGGAGAGUUUCUUGUAUCUUUAUAAAUUGAGGCAUUGCAAAUUGAAUGGUGAAAAUCCAAACAAAACGGAAUAUGUUAUAUUUUUAAAGUCUGAAAAUGGCAUUAAUUUAAUUAUUGAAGGAAUAUACUCUUUAAAUUUUAUAUUUAAAAAUGAAAAAGUGAUGAAAUGUCAAGAAAAUACAGACCUAAUGACGCCUAUAUAUAAUUUAAAAUUUUAUAUAAAAGAAAUUGAACCAAGGAUGAAAGAUAAUUACAUCGCCUUGCCUUUAUAUAAGUUAUACGAUGAAGAUGUUUUCUUCAAACAAAAAAUAGAACCAUGCCUGGAAGUUUACAUAGAGAAAGAGGAAGAUUGUAGUGAAUGGUUAAUUUUACAUGCUCCAUCCUUGAUAAUUAAAUAA
Messenger RNA from Gordionus sp. m RMFG-2023, 756 nucleotides. RefSeq lists its product as uncharacterized. The transcript has 4 exons. NCBI's taxonomy places the organism in Eukaryota, Metazoa, Nematomorpha, Gordioida, Chordodea, Parachordodidae. Bases 1 to 756 code for a protein of 251 amino acids. The record is from RefSeq and is a predicted model, not a curated record.